GGAAGCAGAGGAAGAAUUCACUGCACCAUGAGACUCACCUGCUCUCUCUUACUCAUGGCAGUGUUCUGUGUGACACCUUUCUUCUGUCACAGUCAAAUUGAUCCACUGACUCUUGGGCGGGCCGACCCCCAGUGCUGGGAAUCCUCCUCGGCUGUUUUACUGGAGAUGAGGAAGCCUCGCAUUUCUGACUCUGUCAGUGGCUUUUGGGACUUCAUGAUCUUUCUGAAAUCCUCAGAGAACUUGAAACACGGGGCUUUGUUCUGGGACCUGGCUCAGCUCUUCUGGGAUAUCUAUGUGGACUGUGUGCUCUCCAGAACCCACGGCCUGGGGAGAAGGCAGCUGGCAAAAGCUGAGCAGAAGACUGCUACUCUACGUUCUCAGUUCACAGGGAGAAACCAAGGGACAUUUUCUCAUAUUCAGAGGUCACCAGUUCUGAAGAAGGACUCAUUUGAAGAUAUAAUAAGCAUCCAUAUAGAUAAGAGUAGAUCUAUAUUACUUGGAAGAAUCACUGGAGAGCUAGGAAAAAAGAGGAAAUAACACAUUUAGUCUGAGAUUCUGA
This is a messenger RNA of Sturnus vulgaris (Common starling), 559 nucleotides long. It is a transcript of the gene FAM237A, whose product is annotated as family with sequence similarity 237 member A. NCBI's taxonomy places the organism in Eukaryota, Metazoa, Chordata, Aves, Passeriformes, Sturnidae. The record is from RefSeq and is a predicted model, not a curated record.